Messenger RNA from Patiria miniata (bat star), 1160 nucleotides. RefSeq lists its product as uncharacterized. The coding region runs from base 1 to 990 and encodes 329 amino acids. Gene Ontology annotation, molecular function: hydrolase activity. NCBI's taxonomy places the organism in Eukaryota, Metazoa, Echinodermata, Asteroidea, Valvatida, Asterinidae. Gene Ontology annotation, cellular component: extracellular region. The record is from RefSeq and is a predicted model, not a curated record. The transcript has 10 exons.
AUGUUUGAGACUCGUUUCGCAGUUAUGAAGUUGAUGAUUGUGAUGAUGGUAUUCAUCGGGCGGGCAAACGCAGCCGUCUUAGGCUCUUACGGAGCGGAUCCGAGCAAGGUGUCGGUCAGCGGGGUGUCAUCAGGGGCCAACAUGGCCGUCCAGCUACAUGUCGGCUUCUCCUCCACCUUCAUGGGGGUUGGUGCCGUGGCUGGAGCGCCUUACUACUGCGCACAGGGCAGUGUACUGAGAGCGACCACGUUGGAGUGUUCCACCAAAGGUAAUCCAGCCAAUGUCGACAUACCCUACUUGAAAUCCAAGACUGAGUCUUAUGCUUCUUCUGGCAAAGUGGACGCCACGAGCAACAUGGCGUCGGACCGAGUCUACAUCUUCAGUGGAACUCGAGAUGAAGUCGUACAAAGAGGUCUUGUGGGAAAACUUGUAGAAUACUACAAGGGUUUCGUCCCCGCGACAAACAUCAAGACUGUGUACAACGUGCCGGCUGGUCAUGCCUUCAUCACUGAGGACUACGGAUCGAGUUGUGGGAGUAACUCCUCACCGUACAUUAACGACUGUGACUACGACCAGGCGUUUGAAAUCCUGAACCACAUUUAUGGCAACCUGCAGCAACCUACCAGCAGCACUACUGCAAACGGACAGUUACUGUCCUUCUCACAGUCCGAGUUCUUCCCCUUCUAUUCUUCUCUCUACCGUCCUAUGGCCUACACGGGUUAUGUCUACAUACCGACCGGAUGUGUAUCUACACAAAACUGCAAGCUACAUGUAGCUUUCCAUGGAUGUUCACAGACAACACUUUCGAUCGGCGAUGACUUUUACACGAAAACCGGUUAUAACGAGGUAGGGGAGCUGAACAAUAUCAUCAUCCUGUAUCCCCAAGCCUUGAUCAAUACGUGGCUGGUCAACCCCUUGGGUUGCUGGGACUGGUGGGGCUACAAGGAUAGCGACUACGGUAAGUCUGUACACAUUUUGCUCUUUUGGUAGCCAACCGUGACCUUAGUACCACACGCGUAUAAAUAUGGACCUUUUAUAUCGUAUCAUCCACCACAAUAUCAUUGAACGUGUUCCCGUGGACAUAACGGUUUAUGUGAGCGUCUGCAUAAAUAUAUCAAGUCCAAUCUCAAUUCAAUCUCCAUGUUAACUUGCUUAACUUA